This is a messenger RNA of Epinephelus moara (kelp grouper), 6261 nucleotides long. Its product is annotated as E3 ubiquitin-protein ligase TRIM39-like. Lineage: Eukaryota; Metazoa; Chordata; Actinopteri; Perciformes; Serranidae. The transcript is spliced from 3 exons. The record is from RefSeq and is a predicted model, not a curated record. Gene Ontology annotation, molecular function: protein binding; zinc ion binding. The coding region runs from base 241 to 1752 and encodes 503 amino acids.
CUCUGCCAGCUGAAUGCUUCUACUUCUACUGCUGAGAGACAAUGAAACCUAACUCACAGAUUCACACCCAGAGGUGGAGCUACAGUGACUGAGCAGAGCUGCAACGUCACAUUUCCUGAAACGAAACUGAAAGUCAGUGUGAGUGAGAUCAGAGCUGCAGUGGAGACAAGUCUCUGUGUUUCUCUCUACACAAACAUUCAACUGAAUCCAGCACGUCUUUAUCAACAACUGAGUGUCGAUAUGUCUGCUGCCAGCUGUCUGCUGACUGAAGAUCAGUUCCUGUGCUCCAUCUGUCUGGAUGUGUUCACUGAUCCAGUCACCACAACAUGUGGACACAACUUCUGUAAAACCUGCAUCACUGAACACUGGAGUACUAAUGUCCCCUAUCAGUGUCCAAACUGUAAAGAGGUUUUCACCACCAGACCUGAGCUGCAGGUCAACACUUUAAUAUCUGAGAUGGCUGCUCAGUUCAGACAGUCAGCUCAACAGAAAGCCAGCAGCAGCAGCUCAGAGCAACAAGUUUCCAAACCAGCAGAGGUUCCCUGUGACGUCUGCACUGGAUCCAAACUGAAGGCCCUGAAGUCCUGCCUGGUGUGUUUGGUCUCCUACUGUGAGACUCACCUGGAGCCUCAUCUGACAAUGUCAGGUCUGAAGAGACAUCAGCUGAUCGACCCUGUGGAGAACCUGGAAGGCAGGAUGUGUCUGAAGCACGAUAAACUGCUGGAGCUGUUCUGUAAGACCGACCAGAUGUGUGUCUGCGUGCUCUGCACUGUUUCACACCACAAGACACAUGAUGUUGUUCCUCUGAGAGAAGAAUAUGAAGGAAAGAAGGCCGAGCUGAAGGUUGAAAUUCAGCAGAUGAUCCAGAAGAGACGACUGAAGAUUGAGGAGAUCAAACACUCAGUGGAGCUCAAGAAACAGGCUGAAGGCUUCAUCAAAGAGCUGGAACAGGAAAUCUCUGAGCUGAAGAAGAGGAGCACUGAGGUGGAGCAGCUCUCACGCUCUGAAGACCACCUCCAUGUCCUUCAAAGCUUCACGUCCCUGAACACUGCUCCACCCAUCAAGAAGUGGACAGAGGUCAGCGUCUGUCCACUCUAUGAAGGGACUGUGAGGAGAACUGUGAGUCAGCUGGAGGAGAUGAUCAGUAAACAGAUGAAGAAACUCUUCACUGAGGUCGAGCUGAAGAGGGUCCAGCAGUCUGCAGUGGAUGUGACACUCGAUCCUGAUACAGCACAUCCUGGACUCAUCCUGUCUGAUGAUGGAAAACAAGUUAAACAUGGUGAUGUAAAGAAGAAUCUCCCAAACAGUCCAGAGAGAUUUGAUUCUUGUCCUAAUGUCUUAGCAAAGCAGAGUUUCUCUUCAGGAAGAUUUUAUUAUGAGGUUCAGGUUAAAGGGAAGACUAACUGGUAUGCAGGAGUUGCCAGAGAGUCGAUCAACAGGAAGGGACAGAUCACACCUAACCCUCAGAAUGGUUACUGGAUAAUAAGUCUGAGGAAUGGAAACGAGUACAAAGCUUGUGCUGACCCUUCAGUCAGUCUCUCUCUGAAGUCUCGGCCUGAGAAGGUGGGGGUGUUUGUGGAUUAUGAGGAGGGUCUGGUCUCCUUUUAUGAUGUUGAUGCUGCAGCUCUUAUCUACUCCUUUACUGGCUGCUCCUUCACUGAGAAACUCUGCCUAUUCCUCAGUCCCUGUCUUAAUUACAGUGGUAGUAACUCUGCCCCUCUGAUCAUCUCUCCUGUCAGUCACACUUGGUAAAAUAGGCAAUUCAUUUUCUACAUGAAAGAUUUUGUGCCAUUUAAUGUAAAAUAAUAUAAGUAUACUUAUUAAGGUACACGCCACUUUAUCACCCCCUUCCUAUCCUACCAUCUUAGGUUCAUGUCAUGCCUUUCAUAAUAGUAAUCCCCCAUCACCAUACUACCUUAUUGAAACAAGAGAAUGUUACUGUGUUCCUAAAUACUUAUAAGCUCCCCCUGCUGUUGUCUGAAGCAACUUGGGGGAUAGAGACCAUUCUCCAAUUUGACUCAGAACUCAUGGAAGACAAAACCAACAAAAGAAACUGUCACUUAAUGUAACAGAUAAUGCUUUCAAAGUCAAAUGUCAAUAUUUUAGCACUCUGUUCUUCAGCUAUUAAUGGUCCAUUAACCCGUUUCCCAUUUUCCAAAUCUUUCUUAACCAGGUAACCGGAAAAAAACAUUUUUUUUAUUGGAGGUUAAGUGAUUGAAAACGUUAGUCUAAUUAAUUACAUGUUCUUUGAUGAAUUUGUUUCAAAUAUUUUUAUUGUGAAGCAACAAUAAAACAGCAGUACCAUCUUUCUUGGUAUAAAAAUUGCCUCAUUUCCAUUAUAAACAAACACAUUACAGAACUGUAAUACAAAUACAAAAUUAGAAAAUACAAAAAUAACAAUACCUGGGGAGAUAAAUAAGAAUAGAAAUAUAUAUUGUCCUAAAUAUGAGAUUAUUGGUUUCCAGAUCUUGUCGAAGUCUUCCAGCUUGUUGUUCAGAGCAUACCGAAUCCUUUCAAGAUGUAAUGUAUCAGUCAAUGCAGUUACCCAGGCCCUAAAAGUUGGUGUCUCCUUCGAUUUCCAAUGUAAAAGGAUGAGUUUUUUCCCCGCAUAGUAGGCCGUAAGACAGAAGGUGGCGCUGAGUAUUCUGCAGACUCCUAGUAUUCCCUGAUGCCCCCAGUAUGACCAAGAGUGGAUCUGGUUUUAUUGUAAUCCUAAGAAUGUUCGUUGAUGAAUUUAUCAAAAUGAAUUGCAUACAUCAAUUACUGCUGUCAAGCUAUUUCAAAAAAUUCAAUUCAAAUAAAUUUUGGCAGAUGUGUUGCAGUAAAGCUUACAGAAUUUGGACACAAUUGUCCCCCUGUCCUACACCACCCAAAUUGAUCUGCAGUCCUUUGCAAUCCAUUUUGUAAGGCGGUUAGUUAGUCGGUCACAGGAAGACUUACACAGUUUGAACACCUGGUCGAGUGUCGCUUGACGAGGCUGACUCCUAGCACUAGCAUCAGAGGCUGUGCUAGCUCAGACCUCUGGGUUCGCUGCUAAAUGCUUUGUGUUGAGGUGAUAUUUCAGACUUUAAGUUCUCUGAUGGUACAAAAAUUCUUCACUGCAGAAACUUUAGAGAACAGUGCUUCUAUCAACAGUUCCAUCUGGGCGUUUUUAAAUGUAAAUGUUCAUUCACGGGGCCAAACAGCGUCGUCUCAUAUGUAUUUUUUUUGUGUCACAUUGCUACUUUUUACACAGCUACAGAUUUUACUACAUUAAUUGAUAUUAUCUUAUAUAGUCAAAGUUAUUUUAAUAACCCCAUUACCUGCUUAAAGGCUGUUGAAUCAUCCGAGAACAAUAUGUGCAUAAAUACGAAGCAUUUGCACCUUGUAGUUGUGUUUGUGCCAGAUUCAAAGCCCUUUAUUGUCUGAUCAUUGUAUAUAUAAAGAAGGGUUGCAUGCUGGCACAAAUCAAUGAAGAGCAGUUUAUGAAUAAAAUAAAAUUAAUUUGCUUUCAUCAAAUUUUCUUUUUAAAUUAACAACAGACAAAAUAAAGUCUUAAUUGUAGUUAUUUUGUUUUUGAUUGAUAUCAAAGCUGAGAAACAAGCUAAUUGUGUUUCUAAUGAAGCCAAAUGAUGUGAUAAAACCAUCAGACUGACCUGAGCUGCCAAUCUCCAACGCCCCAUCACAUUUGAGAUAACUGGUAGUGUAAGAUAAGGUAGUGAAUGCUUUAGUCCUGUUUCCACCAAGCAGUACGCUUCAGUUCAGUUCGGUACGCUUUUUUUCUGUUUCCACUGCGAAAAGUUGUGGACUGUACCAACAGAACCGUUCCGUACUGUGACCAUGUUUGGUCCCCCCCUCUGUUGGGGUACCUAGCACAUAGAUCUGUUACUAAAAGGUGGAGCUGUGAACACUGCAGUCCGCCCACAUUUAAGAGUAAUGUUUGUGGUGGAAACACUGGGGUCUAGGUACCAUGUCUGAAGGGUAACUUUUGGUGCCAAAGGUACCAUACUGACAGUGUUGGUGGAGACGGGGCUAUUGGUUCUGUCACAGCUCAGUUACUGUUCUGUGAUUUGGUCAAGGCUUCAUUGAAUGAGAUAAACAAAUUACAAGUAGCUCAAAACAGAGCGACACACUGUGCACUGCAGUGCUCUGACAGAACUAAUGUUAAAGACAUGCUUGACACACUGAGUUGGCAAACUGUAAGGCAGAAAUUCAACUAUGCAUUGUUACAUUUUCCUGCUACCGAACGCUAAAACAAUUAUGAUGCAGAAAACAGUCAUGUACAGACAGUCCAGUCAAUCUAAGUCAAAAAGGGCCCGACCUAGGAGAAACUGCAGUCGUAAUGUUUCAUGGUUUUUAUUGGUCCUAAAACCCUCCUGCAUCGUAUGUUAAAAGUAUACCGUCAUUGAUUUAGUGGAACUUUAUUAUUUCAAGGGCAAAAGCAAAGUUUCAACAUUUUAUAGUGACAUGGUGAAAUGAUGUUAAUACUGGAGGGUGUAUGGAUACCUAUCCAACACAUUUGGUGUCUUGUCUUAAGUUUUUGGGUAAAGGAUAUUGUGAUGUGUUGUACCUGUCCACUUACAGUUUGUGCCCCACUGCUCCUAUGGGCGUAUCUGCAUCUAAACUGUCAAGUCAUGGUUUUUUUUGUUUGUUUGUUUUUUGCGGGAGUCAGAGGGGCAACUGCAUCUGUGCGCACCGCCAUCUUGGAUAAAUGAUUCUGUAUAUUUCAUAUGUAUGAUGUCAUCAGGGUUGGUUUGACGUAGAGAUACAGAGUGUGUGUGAGCUGACUGGAUCUAUUACUAAUUUUUCUACUCUAUUCCAUUCAAAUAUUCUAUUAGCAUCUUUGCUCUUAUUGUCAUCAUCUUUUUUCUUUUCACUCACUUAAAACAAUGCAUUUAAAUUUAAGUAAAUUGCAAAGGCAAAAUGAAACACUGUGCCUCAUGAUAAUGUGCCAGAAAAAGACAUCCAAUACGUCUUAUAUGGGACAGGAAACACAUACAAGGGCAACAGUGGAAGCUUCUACUUGUCAAAAACAUCAUGGGAAAUCACUGGUGAUCGUGUUUUAUGGGCCCAGGUCAGACUUUUCACUAACUGGUACCACCCAAGGCAGCAAAUACUAGUUUGGUAUUAUGAAAAACUUUUUAUCUCUACAUGAUAUUUCAACAUAAUCACCCUUCCCAAGUACAGAUAUCAACCUUCAAUGACACCAACAGUUAAACCAAAGAAUGAAAAAGCAGAGGCAUGUUUCAAGUUUGGUCUCACUCAAGCUCUCAGUCUGGGUGCUGAUAUGCGUCAUGGUUUUCAUGGACAAACACGUUUGUAUAUGUGCUGAAUGAUAAUAUGAUUUAUAAGCUAAUUUUAUUGACUUUGUUUGGAUUAAAGAAAGAUCAUUUUAGGGUACAGGGACCUCCUCAGUGCACAUAUACAUUCAGAACAGGUCGUAUCUGAUGGUUAUAUGUGAAAAAGCAUUCUUAAAAUAAUGUUUGGAUUACAUGAAAAUAUCAUGUUCUGAAGCAGACACAUGCACCUCUUUGUCUGAAGCUGUGACAUAAUGGCCCCAAAUUUUGAGCCCUGAAUUUUCCUUGAUCCACUAAAUAUGUAAUGGUAUACUUUUAAUAUGUUAUUUGGAUGUCCCAAGAGAUCACAAAAAAACUUCAAUGACCUACUAUUGCAAUUGUCCCUGGGUCAAACCACAGAUUGACUGGACUUGGAAUUAUUCAGUGUAUAUUGUUCAAGAGAAUAUUAAAAGUGUGUUAAAACAGCAUCUCCAAACAUUUCAGAAAUUAUAAAUGAAUUAUGUUUGUAAAUUUUGGAAAUGGUGUAUGUAACAAAUAUAUACCUGGUGAAACUAAAUCCCCCUGGAAGAUAAGGAGAUGUGUUAUUUAAUGCCCUACUUGGAGGCAAAUGUUUGAAAGCUCAGGAUGGAUGAUUUAUAAUUUAUCAGGCAGACGAGGAUUUAUGUUUAUUAUAAAUGACCAUGUAUUCAUAUGAAACUCAAACUCAGGUCUGCUAUGAAUUCUUAGGAACUGUGUCUGAAUUAAUUUUUGUUAAAGCGAUGAUGAUUUGGUUUAUUUUCCGGACGCAAUAUUACAACAAUGCAUUCACAAAGAAGAAUCAUCGCUAUGAUCCUUAUGUCUGGAUGUCAAAUUAAAAAAACGUUUUAAUAUCUGAUCACUGUUGAAAUAAAAAGUGUUGCAUACUGGCACAAAUUGCUGAAAGUUAUUUAUAAAUAAUACGAAAGUAAUUUUCUCUUAACAUCUUUUUUUUUUUGAAUAAACAAAA